CCUCGGCGGCGGCCGUCGGGGGCGGGCCAACAUGGCGGCGGCCAGCUGAGCGCCCGCGUGGUUCGCUCCCGGUGCCGGUGCCCGCAGCCAUGUCGGGCCGCCAGGGCAACAAGCUGCCCAGCAACCUGCCCCAGCUGCAGAACCUCAUCAAGCGCGACCCCACCUCCUACACCGAGGAGUUCCUGCAGCAGUACCACCACUACCAGUCCCAUGUGGAGAUCUUCACCUUCCAGCCGGACAAGCCCAGUAAGGAGCUGGCCGAGCUGCUGAUGUUCCUGGCGCAGGUUGCCCACUGCUACCCCGAGCACAUGGGCAGCUUCCCGCAGCAGCUGAAGGAGCUGCUCUCCCACCACCACACGGUGCUGGACCCCGAGCUGCGCAUGACCUUCUGUAAGGCUCUGAUCCUGCUGAGGAACAAGAAUCUAAUACAUCCCACGAGUUUGCUGGAGCUCUUCUUUCAGCUGCUGCGGUGUCACGAUAAACUGCUACGGAAGACCUUGUACACUCACAUUGUGACAGACAUCAAGAAUGUCAAUGCUAAACACAAGAACAACAAAGUGAACACGGCACUGCAGAACUUCAUGUACACAAUGUUGAGAGACAGCAAUCCCACUGCUGCUAAGAUAUCUCUGGAUGUGAUGGUAGAGCUUUACAGAAGGAAUAUUUGGAAUGAUGCCAAAACAGUCAAUGUCAUCACAACUGCCUGCUUUUCCAAAGUCACCAAGGUGUUAGUUGCUGGUUUGAAGUUCUUCCUUGGGAAAGAUGAGGAUGAGAAGCAGGACAGUGAAUCGGAGUCUGAGGAUGAUGGCCCCACGGCCAGAGAUCUGAUGAUGCGCUACGCCACCAACAAGAAAACCACCAAGCGCAAGAAGAAGCUGGAGAAAGCCAUGAAGGUCCUCAAGAAGCAGAAGAAGAAGAGCAAGCCAGAGGUGUUCAACUUCUCUGCCAUUCACUUGAUUCAUGAUCCCCAAGACUUUGCUGAGAAACUGCUGAAGCAGCUGGAGAACUGCAAGGAGCGAUUUGAAGUGAAGAUGAUGCUCAUGGACCUAAUAUCCAGGCUUGUUGGAAUACAUGAGCUUUUUCUUUUUAAUUUCUACCCCUUUGUUCAGAGGUUCCUCCAGCCCCAUCAGAGGGAAGUGACAAGGAUUCUUCUGUUUGCUGCACAGGCUUCACAUCAGCUGGUACCACCUGAGAUUAUCCAGUCAGUGUUGAUGACCAUUGCCAACAACUUUGUCACAGACAAGAAUUCUGGGGAAGUCAUGACUGUAGGAAUCAACGCAAUAAAAGAAAUCACUGCGAGGUGUCCCUUAGCCAUGACUGAAGAUCUGCUCCAAGACCUUGUUCAGUACAAGACACAUAAAAAUAAAAAUGUGAUGAUGUCUGCAAGAACUCUGAUACACCUGUUCCGCUCUCUGAAUCCAGAGAUGCUGCAGAAGAAGUUCAGGGGUAAGCCUACCGAGGCCUCAGUGGAAGCCAGGAUUCACGAAUAUGGAGAGCUGGAUGCCAAGGACUACAUUCCAGGAGCAGAAGUACUGGAGGUCGAGGAUCAAAAGGAAAAGGGAGGAACCCAAGAGGAAGAUGGCUGGGAAAGUGCUAGUCUGAGUGAGGAGGAGGACAAUGACGAUGGAGAAUGGAUUGAUGUGCAUCACUCCUCAGAUGAGGAGCAGCAACAAGUAGCAGAAAAAGUGAAAAGCAUGCCCAUAGAGGAACGAAAAGCCAAAGCUGCAGCAGUCAGUACAAGCAGGCUGCUGACUCAGGAAGACUUCAAGAAAAUACGUCUUGCCCAGCUUUCCAAAGAGCUUAAUUCUGCACCUGGCAAAGCUGCAAAGCGGAAAUAUAUUGAAAUAGAUGAUGAAGAGGAGGAGGAGGGCAGGGGAGAGUUGCUUUCACUCAGAGAUAUUGAACAUCUGCAUAAGAAACCCAAGUCAGACAAGGAGACCAGAUUGGCAACUGCAAAGGCUGGAAAAACAGACAGAAAAGAAUUUGUGAAAAAGAAAACCAGAAUUAACCCAUUUGCCAGCUCUUCCAACAAAGAAAAGCAGAAGAACAAGAACUUCAUGAUGAUGAGAUACAGCCACAAUGUCCGGACCAAGAACAAGCGUUCCUUUAGGGAGAAGCAGCUGGCUCUUAGAGAUGCACUUCUGAAAAAGAGAAAACAGCUGCUAAAAUAAAUGCUGGAGAGAACUUCAUCACCCUUGAAGGAUCCUGAAGAUGCUUAUUUCCACCCACCAUCACCCUGAGGAAAAGGAGGACUGUGGUGCCUUAUGCAUUUAGCUCUGAUCUGUGUGGAAAUGCACAUGGAACUCUUGCAAGCUGAUGGAUACUGCAUCAAUAGGACAGAGGCCUUAAUCCUUGGAGAGUUUGAAUUUGUUUUUAAAGCAUUGUGGGGAAGAAGGCAAUUAUAUUUUUAUUUCAUGUAAUUUACUUACAGUGGGUUUUGUAUGUGUAAGUAUUAAAAUACAAAGCUGUGUAAGAAUUAUGCUUGAGGCAAUUAAUGACUAGGCAACAGAAAGGAAAAAGAAUAUUCUGGCCAGUUUAUAAAGCAUGUGGAUAUAGUGUAUGUGCCUAUCUUAGGGGAGUGACUGUGCAGACAGAGUGAGCUGUUGUGUUAACAGCUGGCUUUAGCCAGUUUAAUAACCCAAAUUCAUCUGUGAUGCAGGUAAAAUUAAUUCAUGAAUUGUGGGGAAGACCAAUUCAUUAUGGAGUACUAAGAAAAGGAAAAUAAAAUUAGUGUAUUGAGAGAUAGGGUUUUUAGUUGCCACUUAAAUAGAGAAAAAGCAUCACAUGCCAGAGAAAAAAAGGAAUGUUUUCCUAGAGUGGUGUGGCUUCUGGUGGGACUUGCCAGUGUUUCUUGGCAAGUACAUGCAGGAAUCAUGUGGAUGUGUGGGUUCUUUGUCUAAGGUUGAACUUGUGCUUUAGCCUUGACCUCUGUUGGGACCAUUAAUGGGUUCUUUGUACCUUCCCCAGCCACCUGUUUUCAUGGAGUUGAUCAAAUAUUUAUAACUUGUGGUACAGAAAGAGAUGCCACGUGCACAGUAAAAGGGAAAUGCAUUUGGUGGGAUGGUUUUUUUCCUUUCUUUUUAGGAAGCCAGAUUAACAUUUAUAUUCCAUGUGGAAAUCCACUUAGCUAUUUUUUGAAUAUGUAUUUGUAGUAACUUUAAUUCUUUCUUGUAUGGAUUUUGUUUUGUUUGUUUUGUUGUCACACUGCUUCAUAGAGGAAGAAAAGAUUGACAGAAACUUAAGGG
Messenger RNA from Oenanthe melanoleuca, 3245 nucleotides. It is a transcript of the gene SDAD1, whose product is annotated as SDA1 domain containing 1. NCBI's taxonomy places the organism in Eukaryota, Metazoa, Chordata, Aves, Passeriformes, Muscicapidae. Gene Ontology annotation, biological process: ribosomal large subunit export from nucleus; ribosomal large subunit biogenesis. Gene Ontology annotation, cellular component: nucleolus. The record is from RefSeq and is a predicted model, not a curated record. The transcript is spliced from 22 exons. Bases 90 to 2171 code for a protein of 693 amino acids.